AUGCCGUCAAAGACACCAAACCUCGCUCUGCACCAGAGCGCCGGGCCCAGCAGUAACAUUGACAUUGUCCCUUCAGCAUCUCAUGCGCCAAUUCCGCCACUAAAUCGAUCCCUAUCGCGCAUAACCACUGCGUCAACCGUCGAGUACAAGCUCUACAAACGUCGCUUUAUCGGCCUAGCUCAGCUUGCUCUUCUCAACAUCGUCAUCUCCUGGGAUUGGAUCACGUUUGCGCCAGUUUCUGAUUCUGCUGCACAAUACUUUGGUACCUCGGAAACCAACAUCAAUUGGGCAUCUACCGGCUUUCUUUUCGCCUUCAUUGUAUCUACACCUUUCACAUUUUGGUCCCUUCAUCAUCACGGACCGCGUCUUGCCAUUCUUUUCUCCGCCGCCCUCACUCUUGCCGGCAAUGGAGUCAAGUACGGCGGCACAGCCUCCAACAACUUUGCCGUCAUGCUGGUGGGCCAGAUGAUCAUUGGACUUGCACAGCCGUUUGCUCUCUCCUCUGCCACCAGUUAUUCCAACCUCUGGUUCAGUCCCGCAGGACGCACAGCUGCCACGGCGUUGAUCUCCCUUGCCAACCCUUUCGGCGCCGCCAUCGGCCAACUGAUUUCGCCGUUUUGGGUGGGCCGCCCGGAACACAUUUCUAGACUGGUCGGCUUCGUAGGAAUUAUAUCUGCAGCCGCGUCUUCCUUCGCCCUUUUCGUGCCUGGGCAACCACCGACACCCCCUUCUGCUGCCUCCGCCUCUUCUUCCAACCAAAGACCUCUGUGUCCCCACGAUGCAGACUGUCCAAGUGACCGCCCUGGUUCUGCGAUAUCCAUGCUCACCCAUCUGCGUGCCCUUUCUCGGUCGCCUGAGUUCUACCUCCUCGCAGUCCCUUUCAGCAUCUAUGUUGGCUUCUUCAACGCCUUCUCUUCCCUCAUCAACCAAAUCCUCUCUCCUUACGGGUUCAGCGAAGAUGACGCUGGUAUCGCUGGUGCGAUCCUGAUAGUCGUAGGACUCGUCGUUGCAGCAAUUUCUUCGCCAAUAAUCGACCGCUCCCACGCCUACCUUCGCUAUAUUCGCCUUGCAGUGCCAGUCAUCGGCAUCUGCUACCUGAUUCUGGUUUUCGCAGUACCUACCCGCUCAUUGCCCUUCGUCUAUGUUGUCUGUGGUGUGUUGGGGGCUGCAUCGUUCGGUUUGGUGCCUGUGGCGCUGGAAUUCUUGGUGGAGAUCCACUACCCUUUAGGACCAGAGCUGGGUUCUUCCUUGUGCUGGUGCGGCGGGCAGUUAAUGGGUGGGAUCUUCAUCGUGGUGAUGGAUGCGUUAAAAGGACGCGGCGGCUACAAGGGCGUUGAAGGUGCAAUGCAGCGGAGCCUUACGUUCCAGGCCGUGCUAGCAAUACUGGUGAUGCCCCUCCCAUUGUGCUUGGGACUCUUCGGUCGGCAAGAGAGGAUAAGACGCCGACGUUGGGAGGUGGAUCGCCAAGGAAUGGGUGGAGAGAUCCGAGUCGAAGAUGCGGACGAUUUAAGGCGCACCGCUACAGAAGAGGAGGAGCAACAUGUCGAGGGUAGGGUCAUGAUAUGA
Molecule: messenger RNA, 1566 nt
Organism: Cyphellophora europaea CBS 101466
Lineage: Eukaryota; Fungi; Ascomycota; Eurotiomycetes; Chaetothyriales; Cyphellophoraceae
Exons: 2
Coding region: 1-1566 (521 amino acids)
Biological process (GO): transmembrane transport
Cellular component (GO): membrane
Molecular function (GO): transmembrane transporter activity
Source: RefSeq, a predicted model, not a curated record